AUGGGCAGUUUCAAAAUGAACAAGUGUAUCGCCCUCAUCCUUAUCCCAUGCUUGGUGGCCUUUGUUGUGGCCCAGUAUCCCGGAUAUGGUCAUGGCGCCGGAUACGGAGUAGGAGGCUACGGAAGCGGAUAUGGUCUGAGUAACUUCUACUACAACUACGGUAACCAGCAGCAAGAGAAGAGCUCUAACUUUGCUCUAUUGAUCUCUGGUCUUCUGUUGUUGUUCGCCUUCAACAUUACCGGAACCUUGACUGGUUAG
This is a messenger RNA of Ylistrum balloti, 258 nucleotides long. RefSeq lists its product as uncharacterized. The transcript is spliced from 3 exons. NCBI's taxonomy places the organism in Eukaryota, Metazoa, Mollusca, Bivalvia, Pectinida, Pectinidae. The record is from RefSeq and is a predicted model, not a curated record. Bases 1 to 258 code for a protein of 85 amino acids.